UCUUUUUGCUAGCCCAAUAGUAUGUCUGGUGAAUGAUGGGUGCGUCCUGGUGGAUGUACGAGAGCCCAAUAGUGCAUCUAACAGUGAUGGGUGCAUUCUGAUGAGUGUACGAGAGGUAGAACAUAUCAGCCUUUUUGCUAGUCCAAUAGUACGUCUGCCCAAUAGUGCAUCUAACAGUGAUGGAUGCAUUCUGAUGAGUGUACGAGAGGUAGAACAUAUCAGCCUUUUUGCUAGCCCAAUAGUACGUCUGGUAGAUGAUGGGUGCAUCCUGCAAAAGGUAGAACAUAUUAGUCUUUUUGCUAGCCCAAUAGUGCGUCUGGUGGGUGAUGGAUAUAUGAGAGGUAGUCCAAUAGUGUGUCUGGUGGGUGAUGGGUGCAUCCUGCAAACUAGAUGCCCAAUAGUGCGUCUGGCAGAUGGUGGAUGUACGAGAGAUAGCCCAAUAAUGCGUCUGAUAGGUGAUGGAUGCAUCCUACAAACUAGGCG
Messenger RNA from Ambispora gerdemannii, 483 nucleotides. NCBI's taxonomy places the organism in Eukaryota, Fungi, Glomeromycota, Glomeromycetes, Archaeosporales, Ambisporaceae. The record is from the annotation of a GenBank genome assembly.